Messenger RNA from Colletotrichum chrysophilum, 1242 nucleotides. RefSeq lists its product as uncharacterized. Lineage: Eukaryota; Fungi; Ascomycota; Sordariomycetes; Glomerellales; Glomerellaceae. The transcript is spliced from 2 exons. Gene Ontology annotation, biological process: defense response. Gene Ontology annotation, cellular component: extracellular region. Bases 1 to 1242 code for a protein of 413 amino acids. The record is from RefSeq and is a predicted model, not a curated record.
AUGAGACAGGCGCCGUCGAGGAAAGGCGACAGGCGCUCAACGGCAUCCAGCAGGAACGUCUUCGUUGCGCUGGCCCUCGCGUCGCAGCUCCCAACCGCCAAUGCCAUCGUCUUCCCAAGCACACAUCCGAAUUACAAGACCGACUACUUGUCACUGAACAAGCGUUACAACCCCGCCAGGCGAGGCCCACCUGAGGAUUGGAACGGGAGGAUACCCUUGAAGAUCACAAACACAUGUUCAGAACCGAUCUGGCCUGGCAUCACGACGCAGCACGGCGUCGGCCCCGGCACCGGGGGUUUCGAACUUGGCGCGGGUGAAAGCCGGGACCUGUGGGUCGGUCCAACAUGGCAAGGCCGAGCGUGGGGAAGAACCAAUUGCACUGUCAAUGGGGAGUCGGCUGGUUGCACAACGGGCGAUUGCUUCGGAAAGCUUAACUGCGAGUUCAGUGGCGCCGUUCCUGCAACACUAGCCGAGUUCAACUUGGCUGGCGGCGUUUCUGGGAGACAGACCUUUUACGACAUCUCCCUCGUCGACGGCUACAACAUCCCCGUGGGCAUCAAUUACAUCCCCGCCGACAACACCUCGUACAUUCCGCCAAAUCUGACCAAUUGUGCCUGCAUCGCCACGGCCGGUCUUUUGUCAAAUACCGCAGCGAGUGGUACUGUUUAUACCAACUCCACCUACCCCGUCCCGUGGGAACCGACCGAGACGAAUAACAGCGCUCGAGAUUGGUGUCCUUGGCCCCUUCUUUCCAUGCCACCGGAGAAGCCUGGUGAUGGUGUCUAUCCUUACCCCGAUGACAACAUCAUGCGUCCCGACUUUAGCCCGUGCAAGAGUCAAUGUGCCGCCACCAACUCAGAUGAGGACUGUUGCAUAGGAUCGUGGCACGACCCCAACAAGUGCAAGCCGGGGUUGUACUCGAAGCAUGCCAAAUCGAUUUGUCCGGACGCUUACAGUUUCGCCUUUGAUGACCAAACAUCGACUUUCAUUAUCCCAUCCGGCGGCGGCUGGGAGGUCGUCUUUUGUCCGGCGGGGAGGAGUACCAACAUCCUUCGCACCAUGGGACCCCAACUUUUCGAGCUUGCGAGCGCCGGAUACUUGAGCCAGAAGAACUUGGAUCUGGUUAAGAACCUCUCCUACAUAGAGUCGCAGAGUGAGAAGAAUGCCGCUCCGGGUGUGGCGUCCAAGUCGGCAUGGGCCGUCUGUGCAGCGGCUGUAACCGCUCUGCUGAUGGCUAUCUGA